Molecule: messenger RNA, 691 nt
Organism: Paramecium sonneborni
Lineage: Eukaryota; Ciliophora; Oligohymenophorea; Peniculida; Parameciidae
Source: the annotation of a GenBank genome assembly
AUGGAUAAUUUGCAAUUAACCAGCUUCAAAGAAUAAACAACAAUUGUUUUAAUGCCAUAUCAUUUAAAAAAUAUAUCUAAAUCAAUUUAAAAUGUUAUUCCUAAGAUGAUUUUUACAUGCAGAAUACAUAAUUCAAUUCCUGUAAAUUUUUUAAUAAUUUAGAGCAUUGUCAUUGCAGUUAAAAAAGUUAGUAUUGUAUCUGAAUAUCUUGAAACAUUUGAUGAUUAGCCUUAAAUGUUUAUUGACAUUGAAUAUACAGUAACAUUAUUGCAAUUAAACUCAGGUUAAAAUAGAUAUAUAUUCUUUUUAGGUUCUUUAGUAAAAGGAAGAUUGGUUUAAUAAUUUAAAUCCCAUAUGAUAGUUUAAAUCUUUAAUAUCUUUAAUGUUUUAAUACCUGAAGAUGAAAUCAAUGAAAAAUCAUUUUUUUGGAAUGAAAGCUUUAAUGCCUUUAUGAAUAGUAAUAAAAAUACAUAAUACAUUAGAAUAGAAUGAGAUUCUGGAAAAUUAAGUUGAAUUAUAAAUUAAAAUUACAGAAGUCACUUUAAAUGAGGCAGAUUAAAAAGAGUUUCAAAUUAAAGGAUCUUUAAAGGAUAGAAAAUAGACAGGAUAAAUAGAGUAUCUUGAAACUGUAAUUGGAGAUUAAACUAAAAUUGAAGGAAUCAUAGCAAAAUCACUUGAUUGCAUAAAUUGA